UUACCAUUGUCGAUGGUAAAAUCAUCAUCGGAUUUAUUAUUAUCAUCAUCAUGAUCAAAUCAUUAUUGAACGUACUACAUGAAUGGUAUAAUUUGAGCGCGAUGUUUAUUUUUCAUUGAAUUUUUUUUAUCAAUGAAAAAUUAUCAAUUCAAUUUUUUAUCAUCAUCAAUCAAAUCAAAUCAAAAACUAUUUAUAUUUCGUAUUUUGGACCAUUACACAUCACAAUGAAUCCGACAAAUGAAAUGCCCAUCACCACCACCACCACCACCACCGAUAAUAAUGAUAAUUCUAUACGGCGAUCAAAACGUAUAGCAGCAAAAAUUGAAGAACGACCAAAUCAAUUGAUCAAUUUGAUCAUGUCGGAUUUGGAAAAAGAAUCAACGAAUUUAAAAAAGAAAAAUGAUUCAAAUUUUUGUAAAAGAAAAAUUUAUAAAAAUAGUGCAAAUAAUAAUAAUAAUGACAACAACAGCAGCAGCAGCAAUAAUAAAAUGUUAGUAUCACGUGAUGAAGAAACUGGUACAUUAUUCGAUAAUGGUCUACAGGCCGUAAAAAUUAUCGGUGCUACAUAUGUAAAUGAUGAUUCGGAUUCGAAUAAAUCAAGCCUCAAUGAUCUAUGUUAUCUGAUUAAAUAUGAAAAUGGCCAAUAUGAAUUGGUAUUGAAUAAAGUGGCACAUAAAUUCUGUCCAUCGCUUGUCAUUGAUUUUCUGGAAUCUCGUAUAUCAAUCAAUGAUGAUGAUUUGGAUAUAUUGAAAUUUCCUAUUACCAUUGAUUCAAGUGUUAAAAUUGUAAAUUCAUAAAUAAAUUUUAGAUAUAUUUAUUUAACACACACACAUUCGACAUAUAAUUAUAAUCAUAUUAAA
Molecule: messenger RNA, 860 nt
Organism: Dermatophagoides farinae (American house dust mite)
Lineage: Eukaryota; Metazoa; Arthropoda; Arachnida; Sarcoptiformes; Pyroglyphidae
Cellular component (GO): nucleus
Source: RefSeq, a predicted model, not a curated record